GAGUGAAGGACGCUCAGAUCUCGCAGAGGUGGAGAGGAGUCAUGGUCACACUGAGGUUCUGUCUCUGUGAAGUGGACAUGGUGAUGAACAGGGCAAAGCGGCAGAAAAACUAAAAAGAGAUACUCAAGACAAAAAAACGGACAGAUGGAUAGUCACGACGAAGGAGGAGACCCGGAAGGAGGAGGGAAGGAGGACAGAUCCAAAGCUAUGGAGGUUGGUGAUGAAGACAAGCAGACCAAAGACAAGCACAACAAGCUGGAGAAGGAGAUCAGUGAGAAGAAGCCGAAAAGGCGCCGCUGCCAGUGGAGGAACGGCUGGGCUCUGGCUGAACGUCUCACCAUUAAUGUGUCGGGAAUGCGUUACGAGACUCAGAUCCGCACGCUCUCCCAGUUCCCCGACUCCCUGUUGGGAGACCCGGAGCGCCGGAUUCGCUACUUCGACCCCCUGAGGAAUGAACUCUUCCUGGACAGGAGCCGCGUCUGCUUCGACGCCAUCCUCUACUUCUAUCAGUCGGGCGGGAGACUGCGUAGACCCGCCAACGUCCCCCUGGACAUGUUCAUGGAGGAGCUGCGCUUCUACGAGCUCAGCGACGAGAUCAUCGACCGCUUCAAGGAGGACGAAGGCUUCCCCAAAGAGGAGGAGAGACCUUUACCCACCAACGACCUGAAGCGUCGUCUCUGGAUGCUGUUUGAGUAUCCAGAGUCGUCCAGUGGAGCUCGCAUCAUCGCCAUCAUCAGCGUCAUGGUGAUCGUGAUCUCCAUCCUCAUCUUCUGCCUGGAGACUCUGCCCGAGUUCAGGAAUGAGAAGGAGCAGAGGGAGCAAUUCACCGUUGUCCCUCACCCCACCAUUGAGAACGAAACCAUCUCGGUCCCACCUGGAUUCACUCCCUUCCAGGACCCCUUCUUCAUCGUGGAGACGAUUUGCAUCUUCUGGUUCUCCUUUGAACUCAUUGUGCGCUUUAUCUGUUCUCCGAGCAAGAUGCACUUCUUCAAAGACGUCAUGAACACCAUCGACUUCUUCGCCAUCAUUCCCUACUUCAUCACACUUGGCACGGAGUUGGCCAAGGACAAAGGCGCACAGCCCUCCAUGUCUCUGGCCCUCAUCAGGGUCAUCAGACUGGUGAGGGUCUUCAGGAUCUUCAAGCUGUCUCGUCAUUCAAAGGGUCUGCAGAUCCUGGGCCAGACUCUGAAGGCCAGCCUGAGGGAGCUCGCCCUGCUCAUCUUCUUCCUCUUCAUCGGCGUCAUACUCUUUUCUAGUGCUGUCUACUUUGCUGAGGUGGACAGACCUGACACGUCAUUCACCAGCAUCCCUGAGGCUUUCUGGUGGGCGGUGGUGUCCAUGACGACAGUCGGGUACGGGGACAUGUUCCCAGAGACUGUUGGGGGAAAACUGGUGGGCUCCAUGUGCGCCAUCGCCGGUGUACUCACCAUCUCCUUGCCGGUGCCCGUCAUUGUGUCCAACUUCAGCUACUUCUAUCACAGAGGGAUGGAGUGUGAGGAAACUACACAGUACCAUCACAUCUCCACGUUGCUCUGGGAAAAGGACAAUGAAGAUGACGGAGAGGAAGGAGAUGAGGAAGGAGUGGAUGAAGACCCUGAAUGCACAGAGGAUUACGAACCUCUGAAUGGACAGAACAGCAGAGGCAUUUGUCCUCCGCUCAAUGGGACUCUUCUCACGGGACUUUGUGAUGGACAGAUGACUGGGGAUCUGCGAGGAAUUAAUUUUUACCUCAGAGAACCUCUGGUCACUCAGGUCUGACAGAGAUCAGACGGACACAGUUUUUAGACUAAUAUUAAAAGUGUACCUGGUCAAGAGAAGGUGAGCUCCACGGAGGUGACACUGUAACGUAAUGUUGGACACAGAAGCGAUGCAACAGGGUAGGCACAACAGACAGUGUCCUGGGGCCUAGAGCUGAGUGGGGCGGCCCCAAACGUAGUCCACAACAGGGCUGCAACUAAUGAUUUUUAUUUUAAUUUAUUAUUGAUUAGUUGUUUGGUCCAUAAAUGUCAGAAAAUUGUCAAUGUUUCCAAAACCUCAAAAUGAGUAUAUCCAUGAUUCCUGAUAAAUCAAAUAUGUGUAUCACGACCAGGUAACGGUUAAAUAUCAUCACUGGUUAUGACUGGUUGGAAACCGCCUGUCUUCGCCUAGUGUCCCUGGCUCCCUGUGGUUUAGUUUGGAUUGACGUGGGGUCCACAGACCCCUCUUGCCGGGGGCCCCCAAAGUCUCUUGAAAUGGCCCUGCUUGGACUGAUUUGAGCCCCUGUUUGCACCUCUCGUGUGAUCAAGGUACCGACAUCAUAGACUUGUGCUUGAUUAUAUUUGACAGAAAUAGAGCAUUCAUCUGUUUUUCUGAAUGAUCAAAUAAAAGUAAAUGUUCUGCAGGUUGA
Solea solea (common sole) is the source of this 2386-nucleotide messenger RNA. RefSeq names its product potassium voltage-gated channel, shaker-related subfamily, member 7 (gene kcna7). Gene Ontology annotation, molecular function: protein binding; delayed rectifier potassium channel activity. The transcript is spliced from 3 exons. The record is from RefSeq and is a predicted model, not a curated record. Gene Ontology annotation, biological process: protein homooligomerization; potassium ion transmembrane transport. Gene Ontology annotation, cellular component: membrane; voltage-gated potassium channel complex. Lineage: Eukaryota; Metazoa; Chordata; Actinopteri; Pleuronectiformes; Soleidae. The coding region runs from base 145 to 1758 and encodes 537 amino acids.